AUGGUAGUGUCGCGGUCAGCGCGACAGUUACCGCCCGGGGUGUUCCGGAGUUUGGAGUUCAAUUCUUGCGCGAUCCUGCGGGGAGUCUCUCCCAGAACCUCUGACAGUGCAGCAUUCCCUCAGCCCAGCUCUGACAGUGCAGCAUUCCCUCAGCCCAGCUCUGACAAUGCAGCAUUCCCUCAGCCCAGCUCUGACAGUGCAGCAUUCCCUCAGCCCAGAUCCUCUGACAGUGCAGCAUUCCCUCAGCCCAGAUCCUCUGACUGUGCAGCAUUCCCUCAGCCCAGCUCUGACAGUGCAGCAUUCCCUCAGCCCAGAUCCGCUGACAAUGCAGAAUUCCCUCAGCCCAGCUCUGACAGUGCAGCAUUCCCUCAGCCCAGAACCUCUGACAGUGCAGCAUUCCCUCAGCCCAGCUCUGACAGUGUAGCAUUCCCUCAGCCCAGCUCUGACAGUGCAGCAUUCCCUCAGCCCAGAUCCUCUGACUGUGCAGCAUUCCCUCAGCCCAGAUCCUCUGACAGUGCAGCAUUCCCUCAGCCCAGCUCUGACAGUGCAGCAUUCCCUCAGCCCAGAUCCUCUGACAGUGCAGCAUUCCCUCAGCCCAGAUCCUCUGACAGUGCAGCAUUCCCUCAGCCCAGAUCCUCUGACAAUGCAGCAUUCCCUCAGCCCAGCUCUGACAGUGCAGCAUUCCCUCAGCCCAGCUCUGACAGUGCAGCAUUCCCUCAGCCCAGAUCCUCUGACAGUGCAGCAUUCCCUCAGCCCAGAUCCUCUGACAGUGCAGCAUUCCCUCAGCCCAGAUCCUCUGACAAUGCAGCAUUCCCUCAGCCCAGCUCUGACAGUGCAGCAUUCCCUCAGCCCAGAUCCGCUGACAAUGCAGAAUUCCCUCAGCCCAGCUCUGACAGUGCAGCAUUCCCUCAGCCCAGCUCUGACAGUGCAGCAUUCCCUCAGCCCAGCUCUGACAGUGCAGCAUUCCCUCAGCCCAGCUCUGACAAUGCAGCAUUCCCUCAGCCCAGAUCCUCUGACAAUGCAGCAUUCCCUCAGCCCAGAUCCGCUGACGGCGCAGCAUUCCCUCAGCCCAGCUCUGACAGUGCAGCAUUCCCUCAGCCCAGCUCUGACAGUGCAGCAUUCCCUCAGCCCAGCUCUGACAGUGCAGCAUUCCCUCAGCCCAGAUCCUCUGACAGUGCAGCAUUCCCUCAGCCCAGGUCUGACAGUGCAGCAUUCCCUCAGCCCAGGUCUGACAGUGCAGCAUUCCCUCAGCCCAGGUCUGACAGUGCAGCAUUCCCUCAGCCCAGAUCCUCUGACAAUGCAGCAUUCCCUCAGCCCAGCUCUGACAGUGCAGCAUUCCCUCAGCCCAGAUCCUCUGACAAUGCAGCAUUCCCUCAGCCCAGAUCCGCUGACGGUGCAGCAUUCCCUCAGCCCAGAUCCGCUGACAAUGCAGCAUUCCCUCAGCCCAGCUCUGACAGUGCAGCAUUCCCUCAGCCCAGCUCUGACAGUGCAGCAUUCCCUCAGCCCAGAUCCUCUGACAGUGCAGAAUUCCCUCAGCCCAGCUCUGACAGUGCAGCAUUCCCUCAGCCCAGAUCCUCUGACAGUGCAGCAUUCCCUCAGCCCAGCUCUGACGGUGCAGCAUUCCCUCAGCCCAGAUCCUCUGACAAUGCAGCAUUCCCUCAGCCCAGAUCUGCUGAUGGUGCAGCAUUCCCUCAGCCCAGCUCUGACAGUGCAGCAUUCCCUCAGCCCAGCUCUGACAGUGCAGCAUUCCCUCAGCCCAGAUCCUCUGACAGUGCAGCACUCCCUCAGCCCAGAUCCUCUGACAGUGCAGCAUUCCCUCAGCCCAGCUCUGACUGUGCAGCAUUCUCAGUUCAGCACCUUCCCCCUACAAUUCAGUGGCAAGUUUGA
Messenger RNA from Mobula hypostoma (lesser devil ray), 1887 nucleotides. RefSeq lists its product as uncharacterized. The transcript is spliced from 2 exons. The record is from RefSeq and is a predicted model, not a curated record. NCBI's taxonomy places the organism in Eukaryota, Metazoa, Chordata, Chondrichthyes, Myliobatiformes, Myliobatidae. Bases 1 to 1887 code for a protein of 628 amino acids.